Xyrauchen texanus (razorback sucker) is the source of this 5515-nucleotide messenger RNA. RefSeq names its product protein phosphatase 3 catalytic subunit alpha-like. Gene Ontology annotation, biological process: calcineurin-NFAT signaling cascade. Gene Ontology annotation, molecular function: calmodulin-dependent protein phosphatase activity; calmodulin binding. The record is from RefSeq and is a predicted model, not a curated record. Gene Ontology annotation, cellular component: cytosol; cytoplasm; calcineurin complex. NCBI's taxonomy places the organism in Eukaryota, Metazoa, Chordata, Actinopteri, Cypriniformes, Catostomidae. Bases 334 to 1899 code for a protein of 521 amino acids. The transcript has 14 exons.
AACCAGAGCGUGGGAGUUCCUGCCUUCGCCAUGUCGGGGUGGUGCUGCAACGAGCUGAGGAUACCCUGAACCGAGCACAAGUCUCCCAGCCCCCCUCCUGUCGCUCCAUCCAUCCAUCCAUCUAUCUAUCCAUCUAUCCACCCCCACACGGAGUCCAGCACCCACAGCAUCGCUGUUUUCCCGGAGAAACCGCGACGCAUCUUCCCCUGACCUGGACGGAGGAGAGACGCACCAAGUGAUGCGGCUUCUGCAGCCAGCGCAUCCCGCAGCACCGAACACCUUACGCUCGCCCGUUAGGAGUAGGCGCACUUUCCCGGGUAUCUACAACAACCCAUGAAGAUGUCCAAUGCAGACAUGGGUUUAAACCCUACCGACCGCCUCAUUAAAUCGGUGCCGUUUCCGCUGAGCCACAGGUUAAGCAUGCGAGAGGUUUUCGACUGUGAGGGGAAACCUCGAGUGGACCUGCUGAAGGCUCACCUCACUAAAGAGGGCCGCGUGGAGGAGCCCGUCGCACUGCGUAUCAUUAAUGAGGGGGCCGCCAUCCUCCGCCAGGAGAAGACCAUGCUGGACAUAGAGGCCCCUGUCACAGUGUGUGGAGAUAUCCACGGGCAAUUCUUCGACCUAAUGAAGUUAUUUGAGGUUGGUGGGUCUCCUGCGACAACAAGGUACCUAUUUCUGGGAGACUAUGUUGACCGAGGGUACUUCAGUAUUGAGUGUGUUCUAUACCUCUGGUCACUGAAAAUCCUCUAUCCGAAGACACUGUUUCUACUGCGGGGAAACCAUGAAUGUAGACAUCUGACUGAAUAUUUCACUUUCAAACAAGAAUGUAAAAUCAAAUACUCAGAGCAGGUGUAUGACGUGUGCAUGGAUGCGUUUGACUGUCUGCCUUUGGCUGCUCUGAUGAAUCAGCAGUUUUUGUGCGUUCAUGGGGGCCUGUCUCCAGAGAUCCACACGUUAGAUGACAUCAAGAGGUUGGAUAGGUUCAAGGAGCCCCCGGCAUUCGGCCCCAUGUGUGACCUGCUGUGGUCUGACCCUCUGGAAGACUUCGGCAAUGAAAAGAGCCAAGAUUACUUCGGCCACAACUCUGUCCGCGGAUGCUCUUACUUCUACAGCUAUCCUGCAGUGUGUGAGUUUUUACAGACCAACAACUUACUGUCGGUCAUCAGGGCACACGAGGCUCAGGACGCAGGUUACCGUAUGUACAGAAAGAGUCAGACCACAGGAUUCCCGUCCCUCAUCACCAUAUUUUCAGCUCCAAACUACCUGGAUGUUUACAAUAACAAAGCGGCUGUGCUCAAAUAUGAGAACAACGUGAUGAACAUACGACAGUUCAACUGCUCGCCACAUCCGUACUGGCUGCCAAAUUUCAUGGAUGUCUUCACCUGGUCUCUGCCCUUUGUUGGAGAGAAAGUGACAGAGAUGUUGGUGAAUGUCCUCAGCAUCUGUUCUGACGACGAGCUCAUGAACGAAGAAGAUGAGAUCUUUGAUGCUAAUGCUGCAGCCGCUCGUAAAGAGGUCAUCAGGAACAAGAUCCGUGCCAUCGGCAAAAUGGCCAAAAUGUUCUCAGUCCUGCGAGAGGAGAGUGAGAAUGUGUUAACCCUGAAAGGCCUGACCCCUACUGGCAUGCUGCCAAGCGGCGUACUGUCCGGCGGAAAACAGACCUUGCAGAGUGCUACCGUCGAGGCCAUUGAAGCCAUCGAGACGGUUGAGGAUGGAGAAGCUAUCCGUGGCUUUUCUCCACAGCACAAGAUCACCAGUUUCGAGGAGGCGAAGGGUCUAGACCGUAUAAACGAGCGCAUGCCACCUCGCCGAGAUGUGGUCAACAGUGUGGGGCUCUCCAUGGGCAAGAUGAACAUGGCCGAAUCCAACGGCACGGAUGACAACAGCAAUAUUCAGUGAUUCAUCUCGUCCUCCUCCUCCAGUCCCUUGCUCACCCCUGCUCCUUCUCCCAUUAUGCAAUUCUCCCCUCAUUUUCAGUGCUACUGUCUGUGUAGCAGACGGAUUAUGCGAUAUACUUAGCCCGAACUCCCUGCUUGGUGUUCAGCGACCUCAACAACAAACAUGAGAUGGACAGAAGGGAUGCGUCGCUAUUCAGAACAAGAAGAUAUUACGUAAUGCCUAGAGAAGAUCAUGGGUGAAUUCCAAACAGCAUUUUUGCAACCUUGACGGACACUCCGAGAAGAAUACGCUACUUGAAGUGUUGUUCCAAAUGAAAGUGAGCAACUGAGUCCCUUCAUUAUGGGCCGUUAGCGAAGGGUACACUGCAGUAACCAUAUUUUAACCAUGAUAUUCAUGGUGAAAAAAAUUGUCAUAAUACAGGAUAUUCAAAACUAUGGUAAUAAAACUAUGGUCUAAAAGCAUGGUUAAUUUCAUAGAUUUUACAUGUAUCAUGGAUUUUAAAACCAUGGUUCUUACCACAAAAAAUGGUUACAUGUUUACUGCAGGUUUGCGAUAGUGAAACCAUCGGUUGUGUAGUAAAAUCAUGAAGAAUUUUGUGGUCAUGGUUUUACUACAGUAACCACAGUUCAACUAUGAUUACUGUAGUAAAACCAUGGUUCAUUUUCGUAAGAGAUGAAUAAAGCUAUUGUGAGGUAAUGCAAAACUAUUUCAGAAAAUAAAUUCUCUCCCUGUCUUCUAAGGAGAUCUAUAUCCUCACGAUUCAUUUUGAAACCUGAGAUAAUUAAUUUGAGACAUUACCUGGGAUUUAAACCUAUGUAAACCCAAUGGGAAAUAUCCCUUACAAAUUUAAAAAGGUUUAGUCGCCACAACUAUCUUUGCAGCUAAACACCAGAACUUUGCUGCUACGUUAUCAAGUUAAGAUUACAAUUCAAAAUGAUAUGUGCAGUGAUGUGCGUAGAAUACCCUGCACCCUUCAUAGUUCUCAUUUCAAGAGCUCUGCCCUUCACAGUGAGUAGAGCAAAGUGAUACUCACUUUCACAUUGGAAUUCGCCCAUGUUGUCGGUUGGGAAUGACUGAUUGCGUGAGAGUUGCAUGAUGGGAUAUGUAAUUUAUUUGAAAAUGGGCUUUGUAAAGUACAUAUGAACAGAAGGCAUUUCCUGUUGCUUUAUGCAAGCCAUUUCAACAUAAAUCAUGUGCAUGAUAUGAACUAUGGAUAUGUAUAAUUCAAUUUCCCUCGUUAAAAUGCAAAUUAUUGAUAUCAGAAAUGAAAUUACUAUUAGCGAAACGCUACAAACGAUAUCAAUAAUUAGGUUUGCAAUAGUAAAAAGGUUCAUUCUUGAUAUCAAAAUGUCAAAGUUACUAGCGGGAAUAUCCAUUCUUGAUAUCGAAAGUGUAAUUGCAACUAGUAAAAACAGUGUUUGCAAUCUGUAUCUGCAUUUUCAUUAGUAGAAUUUCACAAUGAUCUGUCUAUUCAAAACCCAAUUACAGAUUAUAAUUUUACUAUAAUAAUUUAAUAAUGUUACUAGUAUACGUACAUAUCCAUUCCUGAUAUCAAAAAUGAAAUUACAACUAGUAAAAAUGCUCUUUUUUUAAUAUUUGUAUGUUUAUUUCUACAUAUUAGAUUUGGUAUUUCAUAUAUCUGGGAAUGGAUUUCAGAUAUCAAUAAAUGGAAGUGUAAUGAAAGAUUUAAGAUAACUGAAAUUAACAUUGCCACUAGAAGAAAAACAAAUAUAUAAAAAAUUAUCAUGUUUACUAGUUGUCAUUCAGUUGUUGAAAUCAGAAUAGGCAAUUGCACUAGUAACAAUGUAAUUAUUGAUAUCAAACAUGUAUUAUUUUACUAUUAAGCUGAUACUGUAUGUGUAGAUUGAAUUUCAGCUAGUAAGACAUUCUUGGUAGUUAUCUGUGUUUUGAGCAGGAGUGAUUGACAGAUAUUGUGUAAAUGUUUUCAGUACUUAUGUGUUUUACUAGUUGAAAUUCCAUUUUUGAAAUUAAGAAUUGGUAUUUCGAUGAGUAAUGAUGGUAUUUUUGAUAUCAAGAAUGUACUAUUGCAAACCUAAUUACUGAUCUCAAGAAUUAUCAUUUUAACUAGUGAAAACUGCAUCUAAUGUAUAAUUCAUAUCCUGCACAUGAUUACAUCUAGAAAGGGCUUGCAAUAGUUGCUUUGUAUGAAAAGAUGCUUAUUUAUGCGUGUUUGCACUGUAUGUCUGUGUGUGUGUGUGUGUGUGCAAAAUGUAUUAUAUAAUUUUAAGUAGGUUCACUACUUCAUUCACGAAUUCUUACUGUUCUUUUUCCAGGCCUGCUGUGGAAAAUAUAACACAAGGCCACUGCUGUAUUUAUUCUUAAUGAGAGGAAUGUAUGUUUGCGUUUAGGUAAGUGUGUGUGUAAGGUGCUUGAAACCAUUUACUUUGAAACUCUCUUGCAGUUCUAUGUUUUACUACUAGUACUCAAUAUACAGUAUAGCCAGGGGUGUAGAUUCCAGGGGGGUGGGGGAGAGGUAAACACCCCCCCCCCCCAUAAUAAAAACAAGCAAGUACAACCACCCAAUAUUUAUACCAUGAUCAAUGGAAACAUGUAAAUGGAAGGAAAUUAAAACCAAUAUUCCAAAAAAUUACUUCACACAAGUUAUUAUGAUUAAUUCGCAAUUAAUUUCUCGUAAUGCCCCUGAUGCUGUUCAGCUGAGUGCUCGCUGCAUUGUGUAAAUCCACUGUUGUCACGUCGUCCCGCAGUUGCUAUGGCAGUACUCCCUGUGUCCUGAGUCUGACACUUCCUCACCUCUUCUCCCUCCAUUCCAGAGCAGAGCAAGGGGAAUAUUCGUGUGUGUGUGUGUGUGCGUGUGUGAAACAGGGAGGUGAUGUGACCUAGGGACUGUGUUAGGCAAUUGUGGAUAUGUGAGAUUUCAAACAGAUCCUUGUGACAAUGUGUGGUUUCAAACAGGUCCUUGACCUGUACAGGCGCACUAGACUGAACAAAUUUCCAGCUACGCAUAAUUCAUGGGAGUUUAUUUUGUAUAUAAAUGCCGUAUAUUUUUAAGGAAAGUUUUUUUGUUAUUGCUUAUUUUCAUGUUUUUGUUUUUAUUCAAUUCAAGCUAUUUACUUAUUUAUUGUUUGUUUGUUUACAUUGCUGUACAGGUAAUUAAGCUCCAAUGAGGUGUUAAACCUUGUGCUUUUGCGUUUCUUAUUUAAUUGAUGUACAGAAGUUAUCUAGUAGUGUGAAGGAACAUAUAAUUCUGUGAAAUGACAUCCGGGCUGCCAAAGCAUGACUGCAUGGUUAUGUCAAAUGUAAAUCGAAUAUGGAAACACUUUAACAUGUCUCACGUUUUUAAGGAGAAUUAUAUUCUGAUCAUUAUUCUAAACAAUAUGCUGAUUAUUUAUGAUUAUGAUUAUUAUUAUUAAGAGUUCUGCUGGUUUAUUCCACUUUGCCUCAUCCUUGUUUUGGUUGAUCAUUGUGCUUGACUUUAUGAAUAAUGAAACCUUUCACGGGUUCUUUGUGAUUCUAUAUCUUGUAUUUUUCUCUGGAGCUUCAUUUUGAGCAUCAUGAUUUCCUGAUCUACAAUACAGACAGUGUGAGCAUGCCCUAUGGGACAAAUCUCUUUUUUUACUCUUGAAUAAAAUAUGCA